GUAACUCUGUUAACGUAAGACAUAAAAUCAAUUAAAGCCAUACAACAUGGGUGUGUCGUGUUACAGGUACAAAUCACAUAAAAUUAGAGGAAAUAUAUGUAUGACCUUGUAAGGUACAAAUCACAUACAAUUAAUUCAUGGAUAUAAAAUAUUUCAUCAUUGUUUGACCUUUUAAUGACGCAAGUUCAUUAAAAUGCGAUAUGGACACGUUUCUAGUUCUAAUUGCAUUAUCCAUUAUCGUAUUACUAAUAAAUACAUCACUUGCAAAACGUGAUGGAAACGCAACACGGAAAUGUAGACCAGAUAUUUCUAAACUUGAAAAAACUAUACAUGGAGAACAUGUAGAAUUGGCAAAGUGCUGUGAAAAUAAUGGAAGGAUGGUGGAAAGGAUUCUUGCUAAACUUGAUGUCUUAGAAAAGAAGUCCAGACAACGGAAUAAUGAUGAGGAACGGCGUUCAGCAUCCACAAGAGGCAUUGAUGAUCGUCGCCAUAGCAACAAGAAAGAUCACAAAAAGGCGCGAGUUAAAUGUGAAAACCGUGACUUCAUCUGGGCACAAAUGAACAAUACAUGUAUAAAGGGACUGAACAGCACCUUAUUAACAUCUUCGUCUAUUGCUGAGUGCAAGAAAUCCUGUGAUGACCAAUCGUCUAAUUGUAUGUCAAUAAGCCACAAUGCUGCUACCGAAGAAUGCCAUCUUCAAAGUAAAUAUUCUGGGGUGUGGCAGGUCAUCAGUCCAUGCGAUUUGGAAGGAUGGGACUACGCUGAAAAAAGGGUCAAACCAAAUUGGAAAUGGUUUGACAUGCCAAACACAUGCAUUAUGCAUUCAAAUGUAAAACGAUUCAUCACUUUGUCUUGGUUUUCCUGCAAGGCUGCCUGCGAAUAUGAGGAAUCAUUUGAAUGUAGGUCGAUUGAAUUUGACAAUAAAACCAAAGAAUGCCAUCUUCAAGCGAAGCACUCGGGGAAUUCACCACUAAGCAGUCCAUGUUAUUCCAGAGGCUGGGACUAUGCUGAAAGACAAUUCUUUUGAAAUGUACAUCCUAUCAGAAAGUAAUAAAAUACAGACAUACUGUCUUGGUAUACAAUGUAAAUGGUCUUCAGCCUUUUUGGAUCGAAACAACGCUAUCAACGCUUGCGUGUGUUAGACUCGAAAAAAACACAUUUCAUACACAAAAUUCAGCGUAAUUCACUGAUCAACGGCAGACCGAAACUAAAUGAAGUUAGUCCCAUCCAAAACAAAUUUCAAUUUUAGCCGAACCAAAUAAAGUCCUG
Owenia fusiformis is the source of this 1270-nucleotide messenger RNA. The record is from the annotation of a GenBank genome assembly. NCBI's taxonomy places the organism in Eukaryota, Metazoa, Annelida, Polychaeta, Sabellida, Oweniidae.